Cicer arietinum (chickpea) is the source of this 3571-nucleotide messenger RNA. Its product is annotated as protein argonaute 10-like. Lineage: Eukaryota; Viridiplantae; Streptophyta; Magnoliopsida; Fabales; Fabaceae. Gene Ontology annotation, molecular function: RNA binding; protein binding. The record is from RefSeq and is a predicted model, not a curated record.
GAUCAUAAAUAGGCAUAAUAGGUACAUGACAUCCCCGAGACUGCGCAAGCAAGAGAGAGAGAGAGAGAGAGAGAAGUUUAAAAGCAAAAGAGAGAGAAGCAGGGGAAAGGCUUUUACACGUGAUAAAGAAAGAAGCAAAAGUGUUUUGCAUGCGUGUAUAACUUCAUCAUCAUCAUCUUCUCUUUCUCUUACUAUAUUCUUACUUAAAUUAAACUCACUUACCCUCUUUCCUUUCCAUUUCCUUUCUUUCAAAAUUCUCCUAUAUCCUUCUAAUACAGAUACUUUGCAACCCAUUUUUUUUGUCAACAAAGUGUUAUUGGAGAUAUAAUAAUCAAAAGCUAGAAAGAAGCAAAAGCUUUUCAGCAAACAUGCCAGUGAGGCAAAUGAAAGAAAGCUUAGAGCAACACAUUGUGAUCAAGCCCCAUUUGCAGAAUCCAAUGAAUACAUCUAAUAAUUCACCAAAUGCUUCUCAAAAUUUCAAAGGUCCACCACAACAACCUUCCCUAGAAAAUCAUAGUCAAACUUCACCUCAACCAAGGAACAAAGGAAGAAGAAGGGGAAGAGGGGGUAGAAAAUCUGAUCAAGGUGACAUUUUGAUGAGACCAAGUUCAAGACCAUGCACUACUACAAAUGGAAAUGUUGAAAAUGGUUACAUCUCUAGUGAAAAAGAUGUUGGUUUUCCUACUUCAAGCAAGUCUUUGAGCUUUGCUCGUAGACCUGGAUAUGGACAAGUUGGGACAAAAUGCAUUGUCAAGGCUAACCAUUUCUUUGCAGAGUUACCAGACAAGGACUUAAACCAAUAUGAUGUUACUAUUACUCCAGAAGUGUCUUCAAGAACAGUAAACAGGUCCAUUAUAGCUGAACUUGUGAGGUUGUAUAAAGAGUCUGAUUUAGGUACGAGGCUUCCAGCUUAUGAUGGCAGAAAAAGUCUGUACACUGCAGGGCAGUUACCCUUUUCCUGGAAAGAGUUUAAGAUUAAGCUUGUGGAUGAAGAGGAUGGAAUUAAUUGCACCAAAAGGGUAAAAGAGUACGUGGUGGUGAUCAAGUUUGUUGCUAGGGCAAACUUGCAUCAUUUAGGCCAGUUUCUAGCUGGUAAGCGUGCUGACGCACCGCAGGAGGCGCUACAAAUUCUUGAUAUUGUACUAAGAGAGCUAUCAACUAAGAGGUAUUGCUCCAUUGGGAGGUCUUUCUUUUCACCUGAUAUAAGAAGACCACAACGGCUUGGAGAGGGAUUGGAGUCAUGGUGUGGAUUUUACCAGAGCAUAAGGCCUACUCAGAUGGGCCUUUCCCUCAAUAUUGAUAUGGCAUCAGCUGCAUUUAUUGAGCCUCUUCCAGUUGUUGAAUUUGUUGGCCAGCUGCUAGGCAAAGAUGUUCUUUCAAGGCCAUUAUCAGACGCAGAUCGCAUCAAGAUUAAAAAAGGUCUUAGAGGAGUUAAAGUUGAAGUGACACACAGAGGAAGUGUAAGAAGAAAAUAUCGUGUUUCAGGCUUGACUUCUCAACCAACAAGAGAACUUGUGUUUCCUGUUGAUGAGAAUUCAACUAUGAAGUCAGUAGUUGAAUACUUCCAAGAGAUGUAUGGUUUCACUAUUCAAUAUACUCACCUUCCUUGCCUUCAAGUAGGAAACCAAAAGAAGGCUAACUACUUACCUAUGGAGGCCUGCAAAAUUGUCGAAGGGCAACGUUAUACGAAAAGAUUAAAUGAGAAGCAAAUUACUUCUCUACUGAAAGUUACUUGUCAGAGACCUCGCGAUCGUGAAAAUGACAUUUUACAGACUGUUCAACAUAAUGCUUAUGAUCAAGAUCCUUAUGCAAAGGAAUUUGGAAUUAACAUCAGUGAGAAGCUAGCUUCUGUUGAAGCAAGAAUUCUUCCUGCUCCUUGGCUUAAAUAUCAUGAAAGUGGCAAAGAAAAGAACUGUUUACCCCAUGUUGGUCAGUGGAACAUGAUGAAUAAGAAAAUGAUUAAUGGAAUGACUGUUAACCGGUGGGCGUGCAUAAAUUUCUCGCGGAGUGUGCAAGAUAGUGUCGCACGGACUUUUUGUAACGACCUUGCUCAAAUGUGUCAAGUAUCUGGCAUGGAAUUUAAUCUGGAGCCUGUUAUCCCUAUCUACAAUGCAAAGCCUGAGCAAGUGGAGAAAGCUUUGAAGCAUGUUUACCAUGUGUCAACAAACAAAACUAAAGGAAAGGAGUUGGAGCUCUUGUUAGCAAUAUUGCCAGACAAUAAUGGUUCUCUCUAUGGUGAUCUCAAGCGUAUUUGUGAAACUGACCUUGGUUUAAUUUCACAAUGCUGUCUAACAAAGCAUGUCUUCAAAAUAACUAAACAGUAUUUGGCUAAUGUGUCGCUGAAGAUCAAUGUUAAGAUGGGAGGUAGAAACACCGUUCUUCUUGAUGCGGUAUGCUACAGAAUACCAUUGGUUAGUGACAUACCAACCAUAAUUUUUGGAGCAGAUGUUACACAUCCUGAAAAUGGAGAAGACUCUAGUCCCUCAAUAGCAGCUGUAGUAGCUUCUCAAGAUUGGCCUGAAGUGACAAAAUAUGCUGGUUUAGUUUGUGCUCAAGCUCAUAGACAGGAACUUAUACAGGAUUUAUAUAAAACAUGGCAUGAUCCUGUUCGUGGCACAGUUAGUGGAGGCAUGAUAAGAGAUUUAUUGAUUUCCUUUAGAAAGGCGACGGGACAAAAGCCGUUACGAAUUAUAUUUUACAGGGAUGGUGUAAGUGAAGGACAAUUUUACCAAGUUUUACUUUAUGAGUUGGAUGCAAUUCGAAAGGCAUGUGCUUCCUUGGAACCAAACUAUCAGCCACCAGUAACUUUCAUAGUCGUUCAAAAACGUCAUCAUACUCGGUUAUUUCCAAAUAACCAUCGGGACAGAAGCAGUACAGAUAAGAGUGGAAAUAUAUUACCUGGGACGGUUGUCGAUUCUAAAAUUUGCCAUCCGACAGAAUUUGAUUUUUAUCUCUGCAGUCAUGCUGGCAUCCAGGGUACUAGUCGGCCGGCACAUUAUCAUGUUCUAUGGGAUGAAAACAAUUUCACAGCUGAUGGAAUUCAAUCUCUGACAAACAAUCUUUGUUAUACAUAUGCAAGGUGCACACGAUCUGUAUCGGUUGUUCCUCCAGCAUAUUAUGCACACUUAGCAGCGUUUCGAGCCCGUUUUUAUAUGGAACCAGAUAUGCAAGAGAAUGGAUCUAAUGGUGAUGGUAAUUCAAGUCAUAGUUCCAAGGGAACACGAACAACUGGAGAAUGUGGUGUGAAGCCAUUACCAGCCUUGAAAGAUAAUGUGAAGAGAGUGAUGUUUUACUGUUAGACUGAUUUAGAUGUAGUCAAAGUUGGCAUUGUAAAGAGUAUUAUGUGUCAAUCUUCAUUGUAGGAAAUUUUGCUCAUCUUUGUAAGGAGGGGAAGUUUUUCUAAUUAGUCUUUAACAUAAACAUUGAGCCAACAAUCAUGUUUUUCUUGCACCAUAGCUGAAGGAAAGUGAGUCAUUUCCGUGUAACAUUUCAUUUUCAUUUCUCUAUGUAAAUAAACAACCAAAAAUAUGACUAGAUAAUUUAAUUCGCAAACCAUCAAUGUUCUUAGUUA